GUACCAAUUGGAGUGGCGGGAAUCGCAGGAAUCGGAGCCAUGACUCGGUCUGGAAAGAGUCUCGUUGGGGCUGCGAUUGGAGUCUAUGCAGUGGGUGUCGCCACUUCUAUUUAUCUUAGCUUGUCUGCCCUCAAAUAAUGAAUUGGUUCAUCUUAAAAGCGCGGAGCGCAUAGAUUCACCCGUCUUGAUUAACACACUGCUGGCGCCAGCCAUGAGGGGAACCAGAAGAGGAGGAAGACAAAAAAAUUCUCCCCAAAACGACGAAAAUUUGACUCUCAAACCCCUCAAUGAUCCACCACCUCCACAACAAGAAGAACAGGAUCUCGAGUCUUCAGCAACCUCUGAGGACCAAACUUCAGAACAAACUGCACAAAAAUCCCCAAAAAACCAGGCAAAUUUCAAGUGUGUAUCGCGCAACCGGCGUGACCGCGUGGCAAAACGCUGCUUUGUGAAGAAAUCCGAGCUGAAAACUUCACAACCUGAACUGGAUUCGCAGAAUUCGUCGAUUAACGAAGUUGAUUCUUUGAAUAUUGGCGGGGAAGUGGAAGAAGAUAAAGAAGAAAAGAGAAGCAACGAAGCGGAUGGAUUGCCGAAGAAUGAAGUUGAUGUCGUGGAAAGCCUAUUGAAUGAGCUGAGUUUAAGUGUCGAAGAGCCAGAGUUGGAUGACGAGCAGCUGAGGAUCAAUGACCAGAUGCAGGAGGACGAGUUGCUUGCAAUGGAAUCUAUUUAUGGAGAAAACAUCAUCAUCCUUGACAGAAUAAGAGGCUUAAGAUCUUUCCAGAUUGAUAUACAUAUUGAAGCCCUUGAUGAACUAACUGUAACUGCAAAGCUAAAUUCGUCUGGUCCUCUUCACGCAAAAACUGAAAGUUCAGAUGACUUUGCCUACUCUUUUAAAGUCCAGUAUCUUCCUCCCAUUGUUUUAACGUGUUUAUUACCUAAAUCAUACCCAAGCCAACACCCUCCAUGCUUCACCAUUUCUGUUCAGUGGUUGGACUGUGCUAAGAUUUCCAAUCUUUGCUCCAGGCUGGACUCAAUAUGGAAGGAUCAAGCUGGACAAGAAAUUGUAUAUCAAUGGACAGACUGGCUACAAAACUCCUCUCUUUCAUAUGUUGGGUUUGGUAAGGAAAUUUUGCUUGGUUCUUAUGGUGUCAGACAUACUGGAGACAGGCGGGCAAUUUCAAGGGGUGUAUCACCUGAUGUUGAUGUUCCUUCAAUUAGGAGUUACAAUGAUGAGAGAUGCCAUGAGAGCUUUCUCAAAAACUUUCAUGAGUGCUGCAUCUGUUUCAGCGAGUAUGCAGGUACUGACUUUGUCAGACUGCCGUGUAAGCAUUUCUUUUGCUGGAAAUGCAUGAAGAUUUAUUCUGACAUACAUGUCUCUGAAGGCACUGUUAGCAAGCUCCAAUGUCCUGAUACAAAAUGUGGAGGUAUGGUUCCUCCCAGUUUGUUGAAGCGAUUGCUUGGCGAUGAGGAAUAUGAGCGCUGGGAAUCCUUAAUGUUACAAAAGACACUUGACUCAAUGUCUGAUGUUGCAUAUUGUCCAAGAUGUGAAACACCUUGCAUUGAAGAUGAAGAACAUGCACAAUGCUCCAAGUGUUUCUAUAGCUUUUGCACACUCUGCAGGGAACGACGCCAUGUAGGCGUUACUUGUAUGACACCUGAAUUGAAGCUUCAAAUCUUGCAGGAGCGCCAAAAUUCAUCUCAACUAAAGGAAUUACAAAAACAAAGGGAGCGGGAAAUGAUCAAUGAUAUUCUUAGUAUUGAGGCAAUACGUCGUGAUGCUAAGCAAUGCCCAUCUUGUAAGAUGGCGAUCUCAAGAACUGAAGGCUGUAAUAAGAUGGUAUGUCAAAACUGUGGGCAGUACUUUUGCUAUCGCUGUAACAAAGCAAUUGAUGGAUAUGAUCAUUUCAGGGAUGGGACAUGCGACCUCUUCCCACAGGAGGUGAUUAAUAACUGGGAGGAGCAGAUGAAUGUCCGACAGGUUGUGGCUCAGUUUCAAGCUGAAAUGUUUGCUGAUCGUGGUCACUUAUGCCCCAAUUGUGCUCAAUACAAUGCAAAGGUUGGCAAUAACAAUCAUAUCUUCUGCUGGGCGUGCCAAAUGCACUACUGUUACUUGUGCAGAAAGAUUGUGAAGCGCAGCUCUCAACAUUACAGACCUAAAGGUUGCAAGCAGCACACUGCAGACUAGUUGUGAAUGGGUGAAUCAAACAUUUGGUAGUAACUGUAAGCAGCGUUUGGUUUUGGUACAUCUUGAUGAAAACAAAGUUUGAUAGAGGUUCUCAGAGAAGCUAUACAAGUUGAAAGGUUCCUGAUGCUUUAUUUUCAUUGUGAAAGGCAGUUAGUUGUUCUUCGAUGCCAGUUCAUUUCAUCUGCUAAAUAUCUCUCUAGGUGAUGGCUUCUCUGAUUUUACAGAGUACUGGUUUUGGUGCCUUGAGCUCACUUUUUAAGCGACGUGUGUUUUCUCCAUUGCGGCGACAUUUCUUCCUUGGGUGCUGGCUAGUAUUAGAGUUAAAUGUAAGUAUACAUGUUGCCCUUUUUUAACAGAUUUCUUUUUUUUAUUGUUUGCUCGGCAAAAAGAAAAAAAAGGGGAAAGAAAAACAAGGAAAUGUCUGAAGCAUUACACUGAUUCAUAGAUGGAUUUUGCUUCCAAAUAAAACCUGCUCAAGUGUGUUCUACUCAUUGAAUAAACAGGUUUGGUCAUGGUUUUGUCAGAGUGAAUAAUACUAAUCUUUUUCCCUUUUUAAGUUGUUUUAGUACAAAAUGAACUGUUCAUGUUGUUUCUCAUGUAAAAAACCCCUUUAAUUGUAAUAAACUCUUUAGACAAUUGAAACUUCCUAAGAUUAUGAAAA
Molecule: messenger RNA, 2846 nt
Organism: Mangifera indica (mango)
Lineage: Eukaryota; Viridiplantae; Streptophyta; Magnoliopsida; Sapindales; Anacardiaceae
Product: E3 ubiquitin-protein ligase RNF14
Exons: 8
Coding region: 86-2185 (699 amino acids)
Biological process (GO): protein polyubiquitination; positive regulation of proteasomal ubiquitin-dependent protein catabolic process; ubiquitin-dependent protein catabolic process
Cellular component (GO): ubiquitin ligase complex; cytoplasm
Molecular function (GO): zinc ion binding; ubiquitin protein ligase activity; ubiquitin conjugating enzyme binding
Source: RefSeq, a predicted model, not a curated record